Molecule: messenger RNA, 2392 nt
Organism: Somion occarium
Lineage: Eukaryota; Fungi; Basidiomycota; Agaricomycetes; Polyporales; Cerrenaceae
Source: the annotation of a GenBank genome assembly
AUGCCUUUCUGUUGCAUGCCUUGUCCCCCGCUCCCCCGCAAUUGCCUAGGCUUGCAUUCUUCACUCCGGGCGUGAAGAGCCCGCUGCUCUUUGUAUCGACUCCCGUCUUAGCACGCCUCAGCUGUUCGACUAUUCUGCAAUCCAGGGGUCUCAUUCCCCACAUGAGCACUGCAAGAUCGGUCUAACCAUAUCCAAAGCCUGCCCGCGAUGUUCCUAUCGACGGUGUUCGGUCUCUCGUUCUGUUUCCUAGGGUCUUUACUUGUUUGUUAUCCCGCUCUAUGGAUCGGCGUGAAUGCGUACAUCCCCGCGUCCCCUGUAAACUCUACUGCAGAUCCGAACAAUGGCACAGAGGGUCCUUCGCAUUUGGACUUAAUGUGGCUUGGAGGGAGUUACGGAGAGGACGUCUCGUACCAGUUGGUUGGAGCCAACAGUAGUGGCGUUAGCAAAGGGGCGUUGGUACACUUUUCGGAGGAGCAUCUUGACAAUGAUACUACCACAACUCCUUGGAUUGCCCUGGUCUCGUGUGAUUCCAACGCGACGGAUGCUUCCCAGGAGUUCGACAUAUUCACAGAGGCUCGAGACAGAGGGGCAAUCGCCGCCCUCCUGUAUUCUCUAUACAGCGAGCGAUGUCAGAUUAAUGCCGAAUAUGCGGAUCCUGAGAACUUUGAGCAACUAAUGGACAUUUUCUCAACGCCAUCUUUAAGCUCUUCCCAGUUCAUCGAGUACCAGUACGGGGCCAUCAACGAGACGAAGUUCGGCCACUACGACGCCAAACUCUUGAACGAGUCCGCUGCCCAGAUCAACACCACCAUCGUCAACGGUACUAUUGACUCGAAGGGCUUCAUGUUCGCUACACUUGUCGCCUUCAAUGCCACGGAUCCUGGCACACAGAAUAGCCAACCCGGCAACGGUGACAAUUCUAAUUCAACUUUCGAAGGUAGCAGUGGGCCCAACACAAGCCUGGCGAUGAUCAUUCUGUAUGCAAUUACGGGAUGUGUAUCUGCUCUAUUUUGUGUAGUCAUUGUAUCCGGGGCAAUCCGUGCCAUUCGACAUCCUGAGCGGUAUGGCCCUCGGUCAGGCGAUUCAUCCUUUGGCGGACCUCCAGGCUUUGGUGCGCAAAGUCGGGCUCGUGGUCUUACACGUGCGAUCCUCGACACGUUCCCCGUGGUCAAAUUCGGCAGGCCGGAAGCGACGACGCAACUAAGAAAGGAUGUUGAGAGCGUUCCGGAUCCUAAUGCUGGCAUGCUGGGCACCCAUAUACCUUCCGCCAACCUGGAGAUGAAUGACUUGACAUCGCAGGAUCGAAAAGUUGAACCAGAUGCUGGUUCUCAGAAGCAUGAUGUUGAGGAGGAGGCUAGGGCAGAAGAAAGUCUGGCUCAGGAGGCUGAGCAAUCGAGUGCUCCACCUCGACAGACGACUCUACAGUUUGCCUCACCAACUCCGAUACCUCGACCUCCUCGUCCGAAAGUAGAUACCUCGGUGUCUUCCACGGUGCAUGCGGACGACAGGGACAUCGUACCUGAUGCCAUCGGUCGCGAGACAUGUCCCAUCUGCAUUGUAGACUUUGAAGAAGGAGAUGACUUGCGAGUAUUGCCAUGUGAAGGUCACCAUCGCUUCCAUCAGCAGUGCGUUGACCAAUGGUUGCUGGAACUUUCGGCCAGCUGCCCUAUUUGCCGUCAAGACUUCCACGCGCUGGAGACAAUGAUGGCCAGCGACGUUGGUGAUCAUUUGGAACCGCCCACGCCGCAUGGUUCAGGGCGGCCGGUAUCCACAGCUGGCCAGCGAUUCUCGCGCUAUCUGCGCUUAGCUCGACGGAGACGUGGGCGAAACCGCGAGGGUGUGGCAGCUGGAGAUGACCCGACAAAUCCACCGAUGCCUAUUGCUCCAGAGACCAGCCUGUAAAACACAUUGUACGCCACGUCUUAUAUUCUCCUAUCAUGCAUAUUUCUCUUUUGUCGUUCCGUUUGUCGUCGCAUUGUAUUGCAUGGACACUAUAAUGUACAACUUGCACCAGGGUCAACCUACACACAUGUAUUAUUCUAAUUCAACACCUGCCUUUGGAUUCCUUGUUAUGUCUGUGGGCGCCCCCGGCGGGUCAUUAUAAGGCCUUCGAUGUUAGAUGGGAUUCCUUUUUGGUUGGUUUGGUUUUGUCUGCCACAAAUUGGUACUCCACUGCUGGUUCAACGCGUCACACUGGUUGUGCUCCACUUUCUUAAUGACGCGUUUCGCGUCAUGUUCAUACCGUGCCCGCCGCUCCUCCUCGUCCUCGUCCUCGUCCUCGUCGGCGGGGCGGGAAACGUAUAUAAGGCAUGCCCUUCGUACCCUUCCUCCUCACUCAGUUCCCGCUUUCCACCAUCAUCACAAUCAUACAACUUUCAUCUUUCAUACCUUC